AUGGGUAUGGCUCCCCACUAUGCUUUCGAAAGGCUGAAGCUACAACAAUAUGAUGGUGAGUUGUUUGAUACGGCGCUCCUACCGCUGUUGAACAAGUACGUCAUCCUGCAAAACAAGUUCGACCUCAGAACCACCACGACUCUUGCUGAUGAACUGUUCCUCUUACGAGGGGGUAGUGAGUCAAGGGAGACGGUUGGAAAUCAUGUGUCGGAAUGGCUAGGUGCUCAAGGAGUGAAAGCGGAAUAUGAGUACGUUGAGCAACAAGUCUUCUGGGAAUGGAAGCUGCAUGGGACGCCUUAUGGUGGUGCGCCUGAAACUGGGUGGAAUAAGUUUAGCGAUGCCUACGAUGGUUUUGAGAAGAAUUCACGCGGCAAGUUUCAGGAGGAGUACAACCAGUUUUUGACAGCUAUACGGUGA
Messenger RNA from Hyaloperonospora brassicae, 417 nucleotides. The record is from the annotation of a GenBank genome assembly. NCBI's taxonomy places the organism in Eukaryota, Oomycota, Peronosporomycetes, Peronosporales, Peronosporaceae.